This is a messenger RNA of Durio zibethinus, 1962 nucleotides long. Its product is annotated as ATP-dependent zinc metalloprotease. The record is from RefSeq and is a predicted model, not a curated record. Gene Ontology annotation, biological process: proteolysis. Gene Ontology annotation, molecular function: ATP binding; ATP-dependent peptidase activity; metalloendopeptidase activity. Lineage: Eukaryota; Viridiplantae; Streptophyta; Magnoliopsida; Malvales; Malvaceae.
UUGGUUUGUAUGCAUUUUUUUCUUAAGCUAAAGAGUUCUUUAAGCAUUUAAAUUUUUUUUUUUUCAUGGCUCUCUCUGUUUCUUCUUCCUUAUCCUGGCCCAAAAUUUUACAACACUUUCUCUGUUCCCAAUCAUUUCCUCUUUCUCGCCCUUAUCCAAUUUCCUUUCUUUUCUUCCAAACACCACUAUCAGCAGCAUCAAGAAAUAUCUACUACCACCGACCAAGAGCUCUGAGGGAAUGGCAAGAAUACGAGGAAGCAGUGAAGCGGAAGGACUUAGCUACAGCUCUAAGGUUCCUCAUAUCCAUUGAUAAAAACAACAGCGACAACCUAGUUGAGCAAAAUGGUUCCUUACCCACUGAGUCCACUCGGUCACAAGUCGGCGAUUUGGGUUUUGUUGGUGAUAGAGGGUCGAUGAGUGAUUGGGUGGUGUUAGACACGUGUCUUAAUGCUGAUGAUAUGAGGCUUGUAGGCACUGCUUACGGCUUCCUUAAGGACAAAGGAUUCUUACCCAAUUAUGGAAGAUUCAAUAGCAUUGUUUUGGAGGGGACUAGGGAUGUUACACCGUCUGUGUUGAAGUCUUCUACUGGCCUAGAAGCUUCUAAAUUUUCUCCAAAGAAGUGGGGUCUUUCUGGAAGCUCAAGUGUUGUAUUGGUCGGUUUUCUUGGUGGAGUGUCCUAUUUACUUCAACAAGGAAUUGAUAUCAGGCCUCAACUUGCAAUCAUAUUGGGGCUAGCCUUCACAGACUCUAUCUUACUUGGUGGUACCUGUUUAGCUCAAAUCUCAAGUUAUUGGCCUCCAUAUAGGCGUCGAAUUUUAGUUCAUGAAGCAGGGCAUCUGCUGGUAGCAUAUCUUAUGGGUUGCCCUAUUCGUGGAGUGAUUUUAGACCCAAUUGUUGCAAUGCAAAUGGGCAUUCAAGGGCAGGCUGGAACUCAGUUUUGGGAUGAAAAAAUGAAUAAUGAAAUGGCAGAAGGACAUUUGAGUGGUUCCACCUUUGACAGAUACUGCAUGGUACUUUUUGCUGGCAUUGCAGCUGAAGCUCUUGUUUAUGGUGAGGCUGAGGGUGGUGAGAAUGAUGAAAACUUGUUUAGAAGCAUCUGUGUUCUUCUGCAACCUCCACUGUCUGUAGCGCAGAUGUCAAAUCAAGCAAGGUGGUCAGUGCUACAGUCUUACAAUCUGCUUAAAUGGCAUAGACAUGCUCAUCGAGCUGCUUACAAAGCUAUGGAAAGUGGUGGCAGUCUUAGUGUCAUAAUUAUGAAAAUUGAGGAAGUGAUGUCUUCGAGCAGAUGAAGUUUGAACGUAUUGGUUUUUGUUGUUUACAUUCUAACAAGAGGGCAAAAUGAAACUGAAGUCAUAAAACAUCAGAAGCAAGCAAUAAUGAUGAGUUACAACAGUCAUUUUUGUGAUUAUAAUUUGUUCUUCCUCGUGAAUGCUGUUGAUUUGCACUUUCAUCAAAACGAACUUCAAGAAGUAAAGAGUUGUGAGGAGUUCUGGUGUGGGGAAAAUAAUCUUCAUAGGUUUAUUCUAAUGGGACUUUUUAAUUGUGGAACUCUGAUUCUUGUAGGAAGAAUGCAGACCCGUGCAGUCGCGCUGUGUGCUGCCGACAUGCAUAUGGUCUAGAGAGACGAAAGCCAUGGCCUUUAUCUCUCUGCAAUCAACUUAAAUAAAGCUCUGAGAAACCCAAGAAAGGUCGUGUUUUUGUUGGGUCAAAGUGAUAGGUUGGCUGUCACCCUAAAUGAGACAGGCUGAAGGUAUCAGUUAUCUGGCUGUUCUGUUUAGGUUUUUUUUGUUCAUAAGAGGGCAAGGGCUCCAGCCUAGAAGCGGAUGGGGGUUUACUUUUUAUUCUUUUUUGGGUAUUAAGUAUUUUGUUUUAUGGGAUUUUACUUUUUAAUCUAACCGAAGUAUUUGCCUAAUCUUUAGGGUUGGUGAAAAAACUAAAUCAAAAUGUAAUAUUUAAUUUGAA